Messenger RNA from Pelagomonas calceolata, 1302 nucleotides. Lineage: Eukaryota; Pelagophyceae; Pelagomonadales; Pelagomonadaceae. The record is from the annotation of a GenBank genome assembly.
GGCGAAAUAAUCUGUUUAUUCAUCUACUUCUAGCACUCCAGACUCCGAGAUGCGAUGAGCACAGCGGUAGCCCGGGGCCCGGCCGCGCGGCACCGGCCAAGCGCGGCGCCGGUCAAUUCAACACACACGUGCGCGCCGUCCGUCGGCGAACGGUCGCCGCUAGGAAAAGAAAUCGGGCCCGUCGUCGUCGUAGUCGUCGUCGAGGUCCUCGUAGAGGGUGUCGACGGGCGGCGCCUCGGUCUCCAGGAGAACCUCGAGCUCGGGCAACGGGUCGAAGUCGACGUCGGCGAAGAGCUUCCGCACGUUGGCGAGCCGGAGCUCGUCGAGGUCGCGGACGACGAGGUCGGCGACGCGGAGCUCGUAGGCCGGGUGCGCGCCGACGACGCCGACGGCGCGCAUCUCGGCCUCGUGGGCCGCGAUGAGGUCGUCGACCGAGUCGGAGAAGACGACGACGCGGCUGGGCUGGCGGCCGAGCUCCACGGCGGCGUGGAGGAACGCCUGCUGCGCGCGGUCGCGGUCGUCUUCGGCGCACACGACGCGCCCGUCGAAGUAGUCCGUCAGGUUGAGCCGGCCCAGGCAGGCGUCGAGCAGCUUCCGCGGGAGGCGCGACACCGCGCAGCACGGCACGUUGCCGCUUCGCAGGUCGCGGAGCCACGGUUCGACGCCCGCGCGCGGCGCCGGCUCGAGCUCGUCGCCCAGCUCGGCGACGAGCUCGCCGUACCGUUCGGCGGCCGCGCGCGCGGCGCCCCAGUCGCGCGUCCACCGAAAGACCGAGUCGACGGCGACCUCGGUCCGCACGCCCGCCCGGAGCACGUAGUCGACGUCGCGCGCCGACGGCGGCGCGUAGUCGAACUCGGCGGCGACGGCCGUCCACGCGUCCACGAACGCCGGCAGCACCUCGACGUCGGCGACGACGCCCUCGAGGCGAAAAACGGCGCCGAACGCGCUCUCGGGGCUCCGCUCGUAGAGCCGCUUCUGCAGGUAGUCCGGCUCGAAGAGGUCCUGGACCUCGUCGACCGAAAGCUCCGGCGCCGCCUUGAGGGUGGCGACGCGUCGACGCCGCCACGCCGCCUCGUACGUCUCUCCGUCGUCGUCGUCGUCGUACGAGGCGGCGCGGCGGGCUGUAGCGGCUGGCGGGCUGUAGCGGCGCCGCGGCGCGGUCCGCGGCGCGAGCAUGACGGCCAGGACCGGCGCGACGCGCAUAGUUGUAUAGGCUCAAGCCCGCGCCCAGUGCAGGUGUGCUGCUCUAUAAGCACGUUUUGCCAAGGACCUAGGCCUGUGCUUAGCUCUAGGGAUGCCUAG